This is a messenger RNA of Parnassius apollo (apollo), 534 nucleotides long. The record is from the annotation of a GenBank genome assembly. Lineage: Eukaryota; Metazoa; Arthropoda; Insecta; Lepidoptera; Papilionidae.
AUGCGCAGUACGCCUCUCGAAAAUCGACCGCGACUUCCCCGCAUAGCCCUAAGCAAGCGGAAUCGGGCUGUCGUAAGGGCUCUGAACCCAAUGCUGGUGAUCUAUUUGGAAGCCAGCCGGGACCUUUGCGAGACGGACUCAAUUCUUUUUGGCGCCGCACUGGCAGUCUGCCGUAUUAUAGGCGCCAAACUUUCCACGGCUGGACGCGCUACUGGACAAAGUAGUGCUAUACCAGCCUGGAGAAUGAGAAUUGCAGAACGUAUCGCAAAGGCUAGGGUCCUCAUCGGCAGACUGAUAUGCUUCAGGUCAGGCAAUACCAGGCCAAGGAUUGUGCGUACCGUCAGGAUGGCGGUUGCUGGGACAAAUGUUAGUUUGUCCCAGCCGAAUAGAAUGCAAAAACUGACGGAGCGCAUAGACGACCUGAAGCAAAGAAUCGCUGCUAGGGGAAAGCGGAUUCAGCGAUAUACCGAGAGGUCGACAAAGUUCAACCAGAAUCGUCUCUUCCAGACGAUCCAGAGUGAUCAGAAGAGGUAG